AUGCCUUUUGUAUGCUCCUUAGAGCACAUCCCUUCAAGAUACAAAUGUUUUGGGUGUCUACACGUUAGAACCGGAACAUUAGUAUUAGCCAUUCUUCAGGUUCUAGCACAUAUAGUAGUUAUAGCUAUCUCUGCGGCAGCCCUUGGAAGUUUAUCUUCUCGCUCAAACGCAGAGUAUGUGGUUUAUGGACUUAGUAUGAUGUCUUUUAUUCAAUGGGAGCGCUUUAUCACCGAACUGAACAAAUAUUUGGAUAUGCCCAUUAUUGGAAAAGCAACCAAAACAUUUGGGGUAGAACUUGGUGUUUCGGGAAAAAAAAAUGAAAGUGGACUCGUGGAUUCUCCAUUUUAUGUUCGAGCAGCGAAAUUUCUAAACCCAGGUGAAGAGUAUGUUUCAGUAGCCAUAACUCUGUUUUCCUUGUUAUGUUGCAUACUUAUGCUUGUUGGAGUUGUGCAUGUUAAACCGGGCUACGUUCUACCUUACUGUUGCCAGCAGUUUUUGGAUCUGUUUAUUACAUGUCUGUCAGUCAUUGGUUACUGCGCUUACAUUCCGAAUGAAAGUAAACAGGUACCUACUCGAAUACUGCUGAACAUCCUUAUAAUAUGUGUCGGCGUCUUGCUCCUCAGCCUUAAAAGUUAUUUGUUAUAUAUGGUGUGGUUAUGUUACAAGUUUCUCAUGAUCUUCUCCGCUAGUACUAGAAGCACUACGGGGUUCCCUAAUGACCUCAGUUUCUGCUCAUUCCUUGCUCGCUGCUGUAGAAAAGGUGAGAGGUGUACGACAGAGCAUAUCUCUGAACAUUCUGAAAACCCACAGGCAUUUACUGGAGAGUACGACCAAUUCCAACACUUUAACUACCUACCACCACUCGAUGCAACUGAUAACCGAUUAACCUUUGCUGAUUCAGGUCCGUGGUUACCCCCAAAUACGAAGAUGUUGUGA
This is a messenger RNA of Heterobilharzia americana, 936 nucleotides long. The record is from the annotation of a GenBank genome assembly. NCBI's taxonomy places the organism in Eukaryota, Metazoa, Platyhelminthes, Trematoda, Strigeidida, Schistosomatidae.